AUGCUCCGACAAAUUUCUAAGGCAGCUAUUCGCGUCCCUCAGUGUCGUUCUAGGUCGUUGGCCUCGACUGUGCUACUUCCAAAGUCUCCUGAGAAAUGGCAAGAAUACACAGUAGCGCAGCUGAGAACUGAGGCCAAGCAACGGGGUUUGGCGACCGGCGGUAGCAAGUCCAAGCUCGUGCAAAGACUUGCUUCCCAUAACCAAACCAACGAGCGACCAUCAACCUCUGUCGAAAGCCCAUCAACCGCGCAUAUUUCUGCAAGGCAGCGCUGGAUCUCUACUGGCAGCUACUCCCAGGCCGAGCCUUCUGGCGACAAGUUUAAGGCGCGGUUCUCCCGUAACCUCGAUGUCAAGAUCCCGACAACCCCUGAGCCGAUUGACGAAGGACCAGUUAUUCCUUUUCUUGCUCAAAAAUUCGAUUCCCCACCAUCCGAAUCCGCUUCACCUCCACAAGAACCCCCUAGUGACGCCCCAAAAGUAGUGACUGUCGCGUCUGCUGCUACACACGUUGGUGGUGGUCCAUCCCAUGCGAUCCACGAGGCAACAGAUGCUCACUCUCUUGAAUCCGAGGCAGGGAGCCAACCGAUGGGAAUCAAGGGAUUACUAGAGGAGUUUGGGCUCUCGUUGAACUUCAAUUUUAAGGAUACGGCCAACGAUACUGCCAGCGAGUUUUUGAAGCCUGUUGCAUCAGGCAUUUCGAUUCCAAACCUAGGGAAAGAUGAAACUAAUAUCAAGGACGCCCAGAGGGAGCUCAAUCAAGAGGAGAAACAGGGCUUCCAGGCGGUCGUUGACCGGCUACUCCCGCUCGUCAUACCUGUCAUCUCUUCAUGGACGAAUUCUGGGAAACUGGUGAGUGUGGAUGAAGCCAAUGCUACCGCUGCGGCUGCUUCCAAAGGAAAGAAAGCCGGAAAUGCACUUGGAGAAGCCCGUGCUCAUUAUUUCCAGGAGUACUGUAGGCGGAAAACACACUUCGAGACUUACGAUGAUCCAGGGCUGAAAGAGAUUGGGACUAUGACUCGUUUAAAGGAGUCGUUGACCAUACCUUCACAAUAUCGACCAAUACUCAUGAUAAGGGGAAAUACAGUCGUAGUGGGCAAAACCACCGAUGGUAGCCAUGUUACAAUAUCAAUUGGGUCCGGAAUAGGGCCUUCAAAGGUGGUGGCUCGUGAGCUGGCUGCCGAAGCAGCAGUCAAGAAUUGGCAUACAGUUGAAUCAUACAUGGAGGCAUGGGGAAUGACCAAGACUGUUGAGCAAGUCGAAGAACCCAAGCCUUUGCGAGAACGGAAGAGGAGGAGAGGAGGAGCGCCAAAGGCCGGGGCUGUAUUACAUAAUUAA
This is a messenger RNA of Rhizoctonia solani, 1335 nucleotides long. RefSeq names its product replication factor C. Lineage: Eukaryota; Fungi; Basidiomycota; Agaricomycetes; Cantharellales; Ceratobasidiaceae. The coding region runs from base 1 to 1335 and encodes 444 amino acids. The transcript has 8 exons. The record is from RefSeq and is a predicted model, not a curated record.